Sciurus carolinensis (gray squirrel) is the source of this 4076-nucleotide messenger RNA. It is a transcript of the gene Acsf3, whose product is annotated as acyl-CoA synthetase family member 3. The record is from RefSeq and is a predicted model, not a curated record. Lineage: Eukaryota; Metazoa; Chordata; Mammalia; Rodentia; Sciuridae. Gene Ontology annotation, molecular function: medium-chain fatty acid-CoA ligase activity. The coding region runs from base 160 to 2148 and encodes 662 amino acids. Gene Ontology annotation, biological process: fatty acid metabolic process. The transcript is spliced from 11 exons.
UCGUUCCGGUCGGAACGCCGACACGCGGGACCUCAGAGGCCCCGUCUGACCCGGUGACCCCGUGACCUCGUGACCCCGCGGCCCCCCCACCCCGAGCCGGGGAGCGCUGCAGAGCGCGAAGCAGCCGCCGCCCAGCACACAGCCCUCUACUCCUGGAGGAUGCUCGUCGGUGCCCUGCUCCGCUGCGGGAGGCUGCCCUGCCCACGCCUGGCCUGGGCCUGGGCCUCCUCCUGGCCGGCUCCCAGGAGACCUGGAGAAAGCGGUCUGCACACAGCCCCUGCGGCCCCCUCCGACAGGACUGCCCCUGUGUUCACCCGAGCCCUGGCCUUUGGGGACAGACUCGCCCUCCUAGAUCAGCACGGCCGCCACACCUACAGGGACCUUUAUCACCGCAGCCUCCGCCUGUCUCGGGAGAUCUGCAGGCUCUGUGGCUGUGAGGACGGGGACCUCCGGGAGGAGAGGGUGUCCUUCCUGUGUGCCAACGACGUGUCCUACGUCGUGGCCCAGUGGGCCUCCUGGAUGAGUGGCGGCAUCGCGGUCCCCCUGUACAGGAAGCACCCCGAGGCCCAGCUGGAGUACUUCAUCCGGGACUCCCGGAGUGCCGUGGUGGUGGCCGGCCAAGAGUACGUGGAGCUGCUGCGCCCGGUGAUCAGACGGCUGGGGCUUCCGCUCCUGCCCCUGUCGCCUGCCACCUACCUUGAGGCAGUGGAGGAGCCGGCCGAGGGCCAGGUGCCAGAGCGCGAGUGGCGAGACCGGGGCGCCAUGAUCUUCUACACCAGCGGGACCACGGGGAGGCCCAAGGGUGUGCUGAGCACCCACCGCAACAUCGCAGCCGUGGUUACUGGGCUGGUUCACACGUGGGCAUGGACCAAAGACGACGUGAUCCUCCAUGUCCUCCCACUGCACCAUGUCCACGGCGUGGUCAACAAGCUGCUCUGUCCACUCUGGGUGGGAGCCACCUGUGUCAUGCUGCCCGAGUUCAGUGCUCAGCUGGUUUGGGAGAAGUUCUUGAGCUCUGACAGCCCGCGGAUUAACGUGUUCAUGGCAGUGCCCACGAUAUACGCCAAGUUGGUGGACUACUACGACCAGCACUUCACCCAGCCCCACGUCCGGGACUUCGUGCGUGCCGUUUGUGAAGAAAACAUGAGGCUGAUGGUGUCCGGCUCGGCCGCCCUGCCCAUCCCUCUGCUGGAGAAGUGGAGGAGCGCCACCGGCCACACGCUGCUGGAGCGCUACGGCAUGACUGAGAUCGGCAUGGCCCUGUCCAAUCCACUGACCGCAGCUCGCCUGCCAGGCUCCGUGGGGACCCCGCUGCCAGGAGUGGAGGUGCGCAUCAUCUCGGAAGGUCUGCAGAAGGAGGGCUGCCCCUACGCCAUCCAUGCGGAGGGAGACGAGAGGGGAACGAAGGUGACCCCAGGGUUUGAAGAGAAGGAAGGGGAGCUGCAGGUCAAGGGACCCUCUGUGUUCCGAGAAUACUGGGACAAACCAGAAGAGACAAAAAGUGCAUUCACCUCGGACGGCUGGUUUAAGACAGGAGACACAGCCGUGUUCAAGGAUGGCAAGUACUGGAUCCGAGGUCGGACGUCAGUGGACAUCAUCAAGACCGGAGGAUACAAAGUCAGUGCCCUGGAGGUGGAGCGGCACCUGCUGGCCCACCCCAGCAUCGCCGAUGUGGCCGUGAUUGGAAUUCCAGAUGUGACAUGGGGCCAGCGGGUCACGGCUGUGGUGACUCUUCGAGAAGGACACUCACUGUCCCACAGGGACCUCAAGGAAUGGGCCAGAGGAGCACAGGAGCGCCUGGUGCUGGGCGGAGGUCUCCUCAGCCUCUGGCUCCGGCCUGCCGUCUGCACCCUGCCUCCUGGCGUCUCUGCUUCCGGUCAGGCUCCUGCCCGGCACCUGCAGGGCCCGUGUGGUCGUCAGGCUCAGUGGGGCGUGAGAAGACCCGCCAGCAGUCGCAACCACAAGGAGCGCGGCUGCGGGGAGCUGCCUGGCCAUGCGGCCACGGCGAGCCGCCUGGUGGGAGCUCCACGAGGCAGCCUGGCCCCCUACGCCAUUCCCUCGGAGCUCCUGCUGGUGGAGGAGAUCCCACGGAACCAGAUGGGCAAGGUCAACAAGAAGGACCUGGUCAGGCAGUUCUACCCGUCGUGAGCAGAGGAGCCAGCCCGGCGGGCUCGGGGACAGAGGCGUCCCACGAGCUCCUGCCCCGCUGCCCAGGCUCCCCUGCCCUCCGUGUCCUUGCCCCAGGCCCGGCUGCUGGCCCUCCAGGGCAGGUCCCGGAGGGUCUGAGGUGCCCCAAGGGAAGAGACGAACACCUGCCCCUCACCACCUGCUCAGGGCCCUCCCCAGAGCCGCCCAGCCCUGGACACACACGGCCACCCGGUGCCCUCCGGUGGGGACAGCCUGCCGUGCCGCCAGCCGGGGUGCUCCCACUGCCCCACAGGUGGAUUCCUGCCACCCUUGGGCGUCUGCUGUGCGCCAGGCAGACGUCCAGUGCUCGAGGCCACGCGGGGCCGCCCGAGUGGCGUUGCUCCCGCUCACGCAGCGCGCCUCCCGGACUGCAGUCUCCUCCGCCGCCUUCGCCUUCCCAGACCCCCCUGCCCCAUGGUGCCCGUCUCCUGGGAGCGGCACGGAGCCCUUGGAGCUCUUGUCUGUGCCCGACCCCACAGACGGGCUCCUGCUGGGGGCAGCCACCGUCAGUGGCCUGGACCCCCAAUCCUGCUGCCCCUCAGGAGCAGCCUGCUCUCCAAGGACAUCACCCAGAGGCCUGUCUAGGCCUUCUUGGUAGCUAAGGAAAGGCCUUCCGCUGGGGAGGUCAGCUCAGGGUGCAGGGUCAUCCCUCAGUCACUGGCUCCACUCUCUCUCUCACGUGGAAGAGAAAUGUCCUGGAAACGUCCCUGCAGCUCUGUGCCGUGAGCCCCGGUGCGUGUCAGACACGGCCAAGGACGGUGCUCUCCCGCCAGCCCCGUCCCCAGCAGCACCAGGCUCCCCACUGCCCACGCCUUGCUCUGGCCCCGACACAGGCCCUGCAGGGAGCACGUCCUCACGACCAUGCUGAGACAGACCCCAGCGCAGUGCGACCGAGCACCGUGCAGCUGCAGAGCGCCCACUUGGCUGGAAGUGCCCACACCUGCCCUGCCUGCUCUCCCGGCCUGGGCUGCUGGCAGAGGGGUCACUGGCCGUCUGCAGACAGCCCUGCUGCCAUUGAGUUGGCGCCAGGAGCAGGCUGCCGUUUAAUUUGUCAAAAGGAAGCAGUUCUGACCCCAGCCAGAGAGGCAGGGCACUUGAGGAGUUACUGGAAGACCAGCUCCAGUAGGUGUGGCAGUGGCUGGAGGGACGGUGGCAGGAUCCUGAGGUCGUGGCCACAGCACCUCCUGUAUCUGGGUGCCCGUGCAGCCUGUGGGGCCACCCCAUUCUCCUUCCCCUCCUUCAUCAGCACCCUGCAGGUGGGCGUCAGACCACCUUAGGAGACAGUGCUGCUGCCUCCUGGGAACAGGGACAGGUGCCAGCAGCCUCAGGAUGGCCUGUGGGCCAGCCGUGCCUGUGCCCAGGAGGCCCCAGCCUGCCUCUGCACGGGCACACCAAGUUUCCUGGGGCCAGAGCCCUGCCCAGGCCCCGGGAGCCAGGAACCCUGCAUCCCUCUGAGCUCUGGGCUUCCUGAGAGCAUCAGCCCACCUGGGUGGUGUCAGUGGACUCAAGGAGGGUUGAGGUGUCCACCUGCUGCCCUGGCUCCUGUCCAGCACCAGGGAGCAGGACACGCCUCUGAGGAGGCCUGGGCGGGCAGGGGUGGCAGUGACGGGUUCCAAGACAGCAGCAGCCCAGUGUGUUGGGAGGACCUAUUGGACAGCUGUGCAAGCCUGUAGGUGGCACCAGAUGCAGCCCAGGUGGCCCUGCAGAGAACAUGGCCACCAGGGCCGUCUGCUCACGUCUUGCACAAUGUGCGGUGUGCACACCAGCCCCUCCCUCCUGGCUGCCCUAACCCUAACCCUAACCCCAACCCCAACCCCAACCCUAACCCUCCCUCCUGGCUGCCCUAACCCUAACCCUAACCCCAACCCCAACCCCAACCCCAACCCUCC